Sungouiella intermedia is the source of this 1641-nucleotide messenger RNA. Lineage: Eukaryota; Fungi; Ascomycota; Pichiomycetes; Serinales; Metschnikowiaceae. The record is from the annotation of a GenBank genome assembly.
AUGUCCCUCACCGAACUUCCAUACAAUGUGUUGGACGACAUUGUGAUGUUCUCGUCCCGGCUGCUGCAGUUACGAUUGGCCCAACUCAACAAUUACCUCCGUCACAGAGUCAAUCUGACUUUGUACAGAAACAUCAUGAUCGUGGAUACCGUGACUGACCUCGUCUCCACAUCCUCCACCUUAGUGUGCACAGACAAUGUGCAACAAUUCGCAGCCUGCUUGAAUCUCCACACUUUUGGCUACAUCGACAAGAUCGUGGUCAACACCCAUGGCUCCAAUUCGGCACAAGUCCUUCGUGGUCUCUACGAAAAACUUCUGGCGUUGUGGAAUUACUGCGAUCAUGCAAUCCACUUUGUCAACUACGAUGUGCUUUCUCUUCGUUCUGCUAACUCACUCGAUAGCUACUUGGCCCAAAACUCCCUCCAGGUCAUGGACAUCGAGGAGGAGAACUGCAUCGUUACCAGGAAAGAUAACAAGACCAUGAACUUGCGAAACUGGUUUCUCGUGGACACCUCAGAGUUCUUGAAUGCUCCAUACAACGAAGAGUUACAACAACUCAACUUGUACGUAGAGAGCAACGCAUACGGCUAUCACGCGGAUGAAAUGAACCAUAUGAGCUCUUCUGAUGCAGCUAUGCGCAACUUGGAGAACAUCAACGAAGUCUUUUUACAUUCACCUUUAGCAUACCUCAAGUUUACCGAAAUGUUGGACACUCUUAACGCUCCCAGAUUGCUGUUAAAGAGAUUGUCAGUGACCUGUUCUCAUCGUGUGCGUAACAAUGCUCCUCUUGACUUUGCCCACAUGAACAAGUUCUUUGACUUGAACAAUUUGGAAGAGCUAGAAAUCCAGCUGAGCUGUAUAUAUCAUCAAGAGUGCUCGAACCUGUGCAUGGUGAAGUUCUUCGAAGAUUGGAAACACCACAACAUCCAGACUAUGUCGUUGACAAAGUUGAAAAAGUUUGCCUUGGUCAAUUAUAAGACUAUGGGCGAAGCAGUGCAGUUCAAAUGGAUUGUGGAGAACUACGUGUUGAGUCCACUUUUCGCCAACCUUGUGGAGUGCUACUUUAACUACGACUUGAGUUCGACCACUCUUAGCAUGGACUGGACCAAAGUGUGUGAAGGUUUGAGACAUCUUCCAGAUCUUGAGGUUCUCCACAUCUCCAAAUUUGUUAACGACUGGCUGCAUGGGCUCCUGAGCUUACUUCAGGAACGCGAGCUUAGAACUUGGGAAGUAAUGCUCAAUCGCUGUACCUGCGACCAAUGCUGCCAAUACCGGAGCAGCUUCAUCGAAUUGGCCCGUGCAGACAAACGCAACCACUACAACCACAAGAUUCGUCUUCGUGAUAUCGACACCCACAACGCUUCCACCUCCAGCAUCGACUUCAAUCUCGAAGAAAACGUCAAGUACCUUCGGUAUAUGGCGGGCCAACUCAGAAAGGAGGAGGUGAUCAUGGAGCAAAACUUGCACAGUACAGGUACUAUGUUGAACAUGAACGACAUGCCUAUUGUGCAUAAUCAGGAGUUGGAUCCAUUCCGGGAGAUGCUCAAGCAUUCAUGUCUCGAGGAGGUGUUCCAGGUGUUGAAGGGCUGGAGUCCACACUUACGAAAGGUGAAUUUUGGAGGAGUUGUUCUCACAGAUUAA